AUGGGAAGUACCUCAAAAGUGCAAGACAAUGUUGUGCAGCGCCAAACCAGGCGAAGAACAAGACAUGUAGAGAAGGCGAAAGUGAGAACUGUUGUUGGUUUGCAGCAGAAUGAUGUGCAUUAUAAAGCAAGAAAAGAUGCAGCUGGUCAGGCACAUGUCAAACUUGCCCGGUUAUCUUCAACGCCCUGCGAGAGGAUAAAAAACCAAGAGAAGGUUUUGAAUGUUGGGGUUUUGGAUUGGGGUCGACUAGAGAAAUGGAAGCACAAGCAGAAGCCUUUUCCUGAAAAAGUUAGCGGCGGGUCAUCCUUGGAAAGGGCUAUUGGAUCAUCUACAUCAUCUGUUGUAGUUCGCAAUGGGACAAAUGCUGAGCAACCCUCUUCGCGUUCUAGUGUCAAGUCGUCUCAAAAGAACGGCCUUUUGCAGGGUGUCAAACCAUCUGUCCGUAAAGAUAUGCGCUUCCAGGACUCCAAAACUGCUUCAAAGAAUGCCAUUCAUGGGCAGAAAAAGAUAUCCUUUCCCAGGUCUCUUGGAAGAAAUCACUCAGAUAUGAUGCUUGAUAAGGGGAAGGCAAAAUAUUUAGAUAAGAAGUUCCCUUCAGAAAUGGGGAAUGCAGCAGCAAACUUGAAAAAGUAUGGAGUGUCAUUUGGUCCAAAGGACAAGGUGGGCACGGGGGAUGGUCGAGCUAUGGAAACAGAAUCAGAUAUCAAGAAGAAAAAUAAUGAUCAAAGAAUCACUACGGAAAAGGAGCUCCAUCGCCUAGAUUCAGAAGUUAUGAUGCCUCGCGUGGAAGAAUUGCACAUAUCAGACAUCAGCACAGCUCAUCAACACUGCCCUGCUGCGGAGAAUACCGUUGUUCUCUCUCCAUCAAAGGAACUGCCCCAAAAUGACUUUCCGGAGGUCCUCCAGCUUUCACAACCAAGAGCAUCAGGGGAUGAGUGUAUGACAGAACCUGAUAAGAUCAGCUUCUCGGGAGACUUUUCUACCAAGGAGAUGGACUUUGCAGAACUCUGUUCUGAAGUUCCACACUCAUGCCCCUUGCCUUCUGUAGUUGACACUAAUACAGGAUCAAACAUGGUGCCAAAUAGCUCAAUCAACGGUAAGAGUGCAGUGCUUAACUUUGUCCCAGCUCACAUGCGCCGAUGCUCAAACAAAACACAAGACCUCCUAUAUGAAGAUAAAUUUGUACAGAAGAACAGUUCAGAGAAAAUGCUAACUCGUUCAAGUUUUGAAACUUCAAAAACAUUGGAUCAAGAAGAUGUUGAGCUAGCAACUAGAAAAGGCAGAAGCCCAACUCCCAAUCGCCGGUUUAACUUCAGCUUAGAACGGCUUGGUAGAAGUUUAAGUUUUAAGGAAAGUUCAGAUAUUCCGCAGUUAAGUUCCACAUAUCUGACAGUCAAAUCAGGUCCUGUGAGAUCCGGAACUUCUGAUUGUUCAGAUACUCCAAACAGAGAGAAAGCAAGUACUCAUAACCGAGCUAGGUCAAGCCCGUUAAGAAGGUUACUAGACCCAAUUUUAAAGCACAAGGAGGCAAAUCUACACCAUUCUGCUGAAGCUGUUAGACCCCCGAAAUCACUUUUUAAUUCCUUCGUCCCCAAGCCAAUUAAUAUCAGCGAGUCAUUACAGAAUCUGAAGGCUGAGGCAUCAUGGGUUAAAGCAUCUUUGCAAAUAACAAUCAAGAAUGGACUUCCUUUGUUUAAGUUUUGGGUUGACAACAUCAACUGUUUUGCGGCAACCAUGAAGAAUUUAUCAUCUGGGAAGGAUGACUUCUGCCAAUAUUUUACAUUUUACUCUAUUAAUGAAGCCAAGAGAAAAAAUGGUGGCUGGAUGAGUCAAGGAAGUAAAGGCAAAAGUUGUCGCUAUGCCUACAACGCUGUUGCUCAAAUGAAAGUUUCUAGCUCCGACUUAUCUGAUGUUAACGGGCAGGACUUAAGCAAGUGUGGGGUAAGAGAGGCUGUUAUGUUAGGUGUUGAUCUAACACAAGCAGAUCUAGAAUCACCAAGCGUCGUAUCACAUGUGGAGCUUGCUGCUGCCGUUGUCAAGUUACCUAGGAAAGACUUGAGCCAUUCUGAACAGCAGCGUGACGAGGAAGUUAUGGUAUUGAAGGGCUGCGCCAAAGAUUCAUCCGAGGAUAUCUGCUCUUUCAGCUGGGAAGAUAGUACUAUAGUCAUACUUCCAGGUGGAGUCCAUAGCUCACCGAACAAAGGAGCACCUUCACCAUUACUUGAACGUUGGAAGUCUGGUGGGUUAUGUGAUUGUGGAGGCUGGGAUGUUGAUUGUAAGCUGCGUGUUCUCUCCAACCAGAACAAAUGCUGUCAGAUUCCGAAAACAUGCUCCGCAUGUUACCCUUUUCCGGAUACUUUUGAACUAUUUGCUGAGAAGGGAGCUCAGGAGAACAGGCCAAUUUUCAGUUUGGCACCAGGGAAGGAUGGAAACUACUCGGUUGAAUUCAACACGUCACUUUCUUUGUUACAAGCGUUCUUCAGCUGUGUUGUCGUAAUCAGCAGUUGCAAACCAUUAGAUCUUUCAGAAGUUAAUAACGUGACAGAAGCGAAAGAUUUCCAGGAACCAAAUUUGAAUCAAAGUAAUGGAAUCCAGGUGACAGGGCCGGCAAAGUAUGCUCCAAAUCCACCCAUGUCCCCUGUUGAGAGGGUCUAGCUUUGUCCGAGGAAAUCCUUUUUGCUGUUCGAGUCCAACAAUCGAUGGUUUCAAACACGUCAGGAAACAUCUCGUAGCCAACAAACCAUUUGUCGUGUGAAUCCAUGGAUGCUCAAAUUUUUAGGAAGACUUGCAUGUUGUUACAGAAAACAUGUAUGAGCACGGCUGUUGCUCUUUUUGUGCUGGUUUUACUGCAUUACCAUGUGUAAAGGGAAAAACUCAAAAACCGUUCUUCGAAAUGAUGGUGUAAAUAUGCCUAUGCUAGGGCAUUUCAGA
Molecule: messenger RNA, 2931 nt
Organism: Pyrus x bretschneideri (Chinese white pear)
Lineage: Eukaryota; Viridiplantae; Streptophyta; Magnoliopsida; Rosales; Rosaceae
Exons: 4
Coding region: 1-2655 (884 amino acids)
Source: RefSeq, a predicted model, not a curated record